CUCCAACGCCACGCGGGCCGGGCUAGGGUGACCACGGCCGCAGCGCGGUCCCGGCGACCAAGACAGUGCGUGCUGAGCCCUAACCUCCAUUCAAGAUGAACAGUGAGCAGGUCAUACUGGUGGGGCAGGUGUUUGAGUCCUACGUUUCAGAGUACCAUAAGAACGAUAUUCUUCUGAUCUUGAAAGAGAGAGAUGAAGAUGCUCACUACCCAGUUGUGGUUAAUGCUAUGACCCUUUUCGAGACCAACAUGGAAAUCGGAGACUAUUUCACCGUGUUCCCCAAUGAAGUACUAACAGUCUUUGACAGUGCACUUCGCAGGUCAGCCUUGGCAAUUCUGCAGUCCCUUCCUGAGCCCGAGGGCUUAUCUAUGAAGCAGAAUCUUCAUGCCAGGAUAUCAGGUUUGCCUGUUUGUCCAGAACUGGUCAGGGAACACAUUCCUAAAACCAAGGAUGUGGGACACUUCUUAUCUGUCACUGGGACAGUGAUCCGAACGAGUCUGGUGAAGGUCCUGGAGUUCGAGCGGGAUUACAUGUGUAACAAAUGCAAGCAUGUGUUCGUGGUGAAGGCCGACUUCGAGCAGUAUUACACCUUCAGUCGGCCAUCGUCAUGUCCAAGCUUAGACAGCUGUGACUCCUCAAAAUUCACUUGCCUCUCAGACUUGUCUUCAUCUCCGGCCAGAUGUCGGGAUUACCAGGAAAUCAAAAUUCAGGAGCAGGUGCAAAGGCUGUCUGUUGGAAGUAUCCCACGAUCUAUGAAGGUUAUUCUGGAAGAUGACCUAGUUGACAGUUGCAAAUCUGGAGAUGACCUCACCAUCUAUGGGGUUGUAAUGCAACGGUGGAAACCCUUUCAGCGGGAUGUACGCUGUGAAGUGGAGAUUGUCUUGAAAGCCAACUAUGUCCAAGUGAAUAAUGAGCAGUCCUCAGGGAUGGUCAUGGAUGAGGACACUCGAAAAGAAUUUGAAGACUUCUGGGAAUACUAUAAGAGUGACCCCUUUGCAGGGAGGAAUGAAAUAUUGGCCAGCUUGUGUCCUCAAGUGUUUGGGAUGUAUCUAGUGAAGCUUGCUGUGGCCAUGGUACUGGCUGGUGGAAUUCAAAGAACUGAUGCUGCAGGAACAAGGGUUAGAGGGGAAUCUCACCUUUUAUUGGUUGGGGAUCCUGGCACAGGGAAAUCACAAUUCCUUAAAUAUGCAGCGAAGAUUACCCCAAGGUCCGUCUUAACCACAGGAAUUGGAUCUACCAGUGCAGGCCUGACCGUGACAGCUGUUAAAGACUCAGGAGAAUGGAAUCUAGAGGCUGGGGCCUUGGUGCUUGCAGAUGCUGGUCUCUGCUGUAUUGACGAAUUUAACAGCCUCAAAGAACAUGACAGGACAAGCAUCCAUGAAGCAAUGGAGCAACAAACCAUAAGUGUUGCUAAGGCUGGCCUUGUUUGUAAGCUGAACACAAGGACCACCAUCCUGGCAGCAACUAACCCCAAAGGCCAGUAUGACCCCCAGGAGUCUGUGUCUGUGAACAUCGCCCUUGGGAGCCCACUCUUAAGUCGAUUUGACCUCGUCCUGGUUUUGCUCGACACUAGGAAUGAAGACUGGGAUCGUAUCAUUUCUUCCUUUAUCUUAGAAAAUAAAGGUUAUCCAAGCAAGUCAGAGAAUCUGUGGAGCAUGGAGAAGAUGAAAACCUACUUCUGCCUCAUUCGGAAUCUUCACCCCACACUGUCCGAAGUGAGCAAUCAAGUCCUCCUCCGAUACUACCAAAUGCAAAGGCAGAGUGACUCCCGGAAUGCAGCCCGGACAACCAUCCGCCUGUUAGAAAGCCUGAUCCGAUUAGCAGAAGCUCACGCUCGCCUGAUGUUCCGCAAUACCGUGACUCUGGAAGAUGCUAUUACAGUUGUGUCUGUGAUGGAAUCUUCAAUGCAGGGAGGUGCACUGCUAGGAGGUGUGAAUGCUCUUCACACUUCCUUCCCUGAAAGCCCCCGUGCACAGUACCGGAGGCAGUGUGAACUCAUUCUGGAAAAGCUGGAACUCCAGAGCCUCUUGCAGGAAGAACUUAGAAGACUGGAAAGGUUACAGAAUGAGAGUGUACACCAAUGCCGGUCACAUUCCCCAGAGGUGGAGGUGGCUCCAGGUUCCUGCAGAAAUGAUCCCAGGGACAAGCCAAGGCUCACGACUUCAACACAGCAGAAACAGAGCUGUGACUGGAGUCCCACAGAGAGGUCUGGUGGAGACUCCCCACCUGGUCCAGGGCUUAAUAGACCAACAAUUUGUAACGACUCAGCUGAGAGCAGAGAUGGCGGAGGUGACGGUUUAGACUGGUUGGACCCCACGUCAAGUCCUGAGAUUGCACCAGAAAGCACUAUUGUGUUUCCCAAUCUGAAAACAACUGAGCAAAGUGUGGAUUUAAAAAUCUCCAACAAUAAAUCUCAGGGCAAGGAAAAGCAUGGGCCACAGCAAAGAAGCAAAUUAUUCGAAGCUGGACAUCUUCCAUCAUCAGGAGCCACGAGUGCCCCCUUACGGUCUCACGGUGUUAAGAGUACAAAGGCAAGACAGGCAGAGGUUGCAUCUGAAGCAGGACGGGGUGAUGAACAAGACUCUGUGCCCCAAAGACUCCCCAAGCUGCUGAAGGAGGGGUCCCAGAGUGUGUGCAGAAGCACAACCAGAGUGCGAUCACUGCCACCCACUGUCCCUCUGUCCCUGUCCAUCCCUUCACCUGGGUCAGGAAAAAGAACAGGAACACCCAAAAGAAAGAGACAGAAAUCUGCUCAGGUGGAAGAGCCUGAGCCUGAAGGUAUGGAGACCCCAACAGUAAAGCUGGCCAAAUUCACAUUUAAACAGAAGACAAAACUGACCCACUCCCCCGAAGGCCAAGGCCCCACGCCUCCCGGUGCUAGUAAAAUAGCAGUCGACAGUUCUAAAAUUCCCCAACAAAGAACAAGAAGAGAAGCAGCUGUGCCUGUGGCAGUGCCAGGAAAGUCGACAUCCACCUCAGGAGACAGAUGCUCUGACCAGCUGCCCAGAAAGACAAAGGAGCUCUCAAGGCAGCCACCAGAGAGUAAUCGACCAAGAGAGGAGAGGGAACAGGGCCCCAAAGGAAGGGUUAUUCAGCCCGAGCCGGAGCUUGGGAACCAGGCUGGGCACUCGCAUCUAGCUUGUGAGAAAGACAGAAAGGAAGGGGUUUCCUGCCAUAAUAAAAGCAGCAAGGUUCAUGCUGGCACGAUAGCCAGGCUGGCAAGCUUCUCCUUCACUUCCGCACCAGAAUCCAAAUCAGAAUCCCUCCCUCCCGAGAGCAGGGACAGCACGGACAGGAGCCGCAGCCCUCCUGUCACCACAGCUCCGGUGCUGGGCCAGCAAAGGCAGUCUUUCCAGCUGCAGCAGCCCACAGAGAGAGUGAAACUUUCCACCCUCUCCCUCUUCAGUCUGUCGGAACUAGAUGACGAGGCGUUAGAUUUUGACUGGGAUGAAGAGAUGAGGAAAAAGCCAUGAUUAGGAAAAGCAUUCUGGUCAGAGUUGUUUUGCCCAGUCCAACCAAGUGCCUUCCAAGUAUCCACGUGGUUUCAGGUGUGCACACAGUGUGUCUGUCGUGCGUGGCCCUGCCGAAGCCCAACUCCCUUGUCAGGUUUAUCUUCAUCACUUAAAUGCCGAAUAAUUACUUGCGAUCAGUGUGAUAUCAGUGCUUUGGAUGAAUGAAUUAAUGCUUCAUUUCACAAAAGAUGACUUACCAUCCAGGACAUUCUAGUUUUUCACUUGGUUUUUGUUUUUGUGUUUUGGUUUUUGGUUUUGGUUGGUUGGUUGGCUGGUUCAUUUUUGUUGUAUUGGUUUUGUUUGGGGGUUUGGUUUGGUUUUUACUAGAGGAGUUCUAUUCUGAGUUUCUUCUGUCAUAUCUCCAGACCAAAUGGCAAGAUGGUGGCACUGAGAAGUCUAACAGGGCAGCUGGGGGCUUUCUGUUUGCUUUGCAUCCCCUGCCCAGUACGUGCUGAAUGCGGAAUUUAUUAACAUUUGGAAUGACUUGCCAAAAUCAUGUGGUUUUCUCAUACCUCUGUUAAUUCUCACACAUCAGAUUAAAAGGGACUGGUGGUCUUCUGCCUUCGAGACACAUGCUCUCAUUGCACAGCGUCCUCAGGGAAGCCACACCGUAGCUUACGGAAGGAAGCACUGGCCCUUGGACUUGUUCCCCUUGCGCCAGCAGGCCUUGCCUUUCAUUCCUUUUGCUCUCGGAGCUUACCUUCAGUACAACUUAAAUCAUGUGGUUAGAAGAGAAGAGAGGUCCAAAAGACCAGCUCUGUCCCUGUCACAUCUGCAGUGGCAGCAGUAUGAAAAUGUGAUCCCUGGUAGGUUUGGCUUUUCAUAAAACCAAGAAAAUUUGGAUUGGGAUAUGGCUCAGAAGUAGAAUGUAUAUGUAGCAUGUAUGACAUUACUUAUUAUGUAAGAAAUAAUAAAAUAAAAAAAAAGAAGUUUCCAUGACUGGUGGGCAUAGAUGACUAAA
Molecule: messenger RNA, 4473 nt
Organism: Mus pahari (shrew mouse)
Lineage: Eukaryota; Metazoa; Chordata; Mammalia; Rodentia; Muridae
Gene: Mcm9
Product: minichromosome maintenance 9 homologous recombination repair factor
Exons: 13
Coding region: 96-3473 (1125 amino acids)
Biological process (GO): double-strand break repair via homologous recombination
Cellular component (GO): MCM complex; nucleus
Molecular function (GO): single-stranded DNA binding; ATP hydrolysis activity; ATP binding
Source: RefSeq, a predicted model, not a curated record